UAAUUUUUAUGUUUACCUGCAUUAAUGGAAGUUAAUCCACCCAAAUACAUCGAAAGUCUCUUUCCUCCUGCAGAAUUGAGUAUGGCUAACUGUAGCAAGGUAGACAAUCUUGGCUUUGGAGAGCUGAAGAAGGCCUGGGCUCUUAGCAGGCUGGAUCUUUCUCGUACACGCAUUGAUUUCCACACACUACAGCUUCUGUUGCAACAUGCAGGCCAACUUCGUCACCUAAGUCUUAGUAACUGUACCCAACUGGACAUGGAUGAAGUGGCUCUGACACUUGCAACAUUCAGUCGUGGUUUGAUAUCAUUAUCUGCAUGGAAGACUCGUGGAAUCACUACAAGGGGUCUUCGUGCUCUCGCCUGCAUACCAACACUCCAAGAUCUGGAUCUUGGCUGGGCGCUCUCGGGAGCAAUAACAGAAGGAUUAGGAGAGCUUGUAAGAGGAUGUAAAGGCUUAAGAAGACUAUAUCUUACAGCCUUGAGAACAUUAACUGAUAAUGAUUUGCACCAGCUGACCACUCAUGCAGGACAGUUAACUUGGUUAGACAUAAUGGGGACAAGAAAUGUAACUCCAGAAGCUGUUCACAGCACUGUCCUUUGCACUUUCAUAGGACCCAUGCUUAGAAAAACGAAAUUAGGCCAAAUGACUGUAAAAAAUAUUGCUUCAAAGCUGUCAAAAUCUUGAGCUGUUGGAUGUGGGUUUUUGUGAGCAGAUCCAUUCCACUUUUGUACAUGAGUGGGCACUUCAGUUUCCCAAAGUUUCCAUCAAGGGAGGACUUCGGCAUCAAGUUCGCAUUGUCUAGUGUCUUAUAUGGCAGCUUGGUGUAUACAGUAUUUAUUUUUCUUGGACACCUAAUAAACAAAAGAUAAGAAGACUGUAGUUCCUGUAAACACAAGCAUGGCAGCAUCUGUGGUUAACAUUUUCUUUGCUAUAGUUACUUUUCUCCAGUAACUUAGUUAAUAAUGUAAAGCAGCACUUAUAUUUUAAAUAUGUUUUGGUUCUGCAUGAAAACAUUUAGGAAUUUGAAGAUUAUGCAUUCACAGGCAGUAAAUGUAUUAUAAGAGUAAGCAUAGUGCAGAAAGAAUUAACAAAGGUCAUUCUUUCCAGGGAUUUCUUUGAAAAGAGUUUCUCCUUUAACUAGGAAGGGCAAUACAUGUAUUGUUUUUACAGGAUCUUCCAUAGAUAAUAAGAUGUUCAAACUAUACAUUAUAUUUCUUGAGUAUUGGAAGUCCUUGGCAAUUUUUCUCAUGCAUUGUCCAAAACCAUUCUGGACUUUUAUUUAUAAAUAUGCAGGGAUGUUUUGCUUCUUUAUAGUGUUUUCAUUGUAGCAUUGUAGCUGAGGAAAUACUGUAUUUUUUCAUUAUUCCUACUGGAACCUCUGCCCUUCCUGAGGGCAGCCUUGUCUUAUAUCCUCCUCAGACUUUUUUUUUUUUUUUUUUUUUUUUUCAACAAGUCGGCCGUCUCCCACCAAGGCAGGGUGACCCAAAAAAGAAAGAAAAUCCCCAAAAAGAAAAUACUUUCAUCAUCAUUCAACACUUUCACCACACUCGCACAUUAUCACUGUUUUUGCAGAGGUGCUCAGAAUACAACAGUCUAGAAGCAUACACAUAUAAAGAUACACAACAUAUCCCUCCAAACUGCCAAUAUCCCAAACCCCUCCUUUAAAGUGCAGGCAUUGUACUUCCCAUUUCCAGGACUCAAGUCCGACUAUAUGAAAAUGCACACUGGUGGAAAAGUAGAAGGAAUAAACUGGAGGUUGGCACAAACUAGAAAAAAACAGGAUUAGUACAUUAAUGGUUACUGAAUAGAUAAAAUUAGGAUUGACAUUCCAAAACUUUUGAUUCUGGAUAUUUCACUCAAGACACUGUUGAUCAAGUCAAAAGAUUUUAUAUGAAGAUAAAGUAUUACCCAAACAAUCCCACUUAACAUUAUUUUGUUAAUGAUUCAUUAAUCCUUAAAAAUAUGAAUAUAAAUAACUUAGCAUACACAGACCUAUAAAAAAAUUCUCAUGAAACAAGCAACAAACCAAUUAGUAAUCAUAAAGUUACUUAAUGCAGAGAAUGCCUUAAUUUCAGUUGAUAUUGUGCUUAGAACUGACUGAGGUUUAUCAAGUCUUCAGAAAACCCCCAGAAAACUUAAAAAUACCUGUACUUAAAUAUACCAUCUGGAGAGGGGAGGAGAGGUCAUAUUAUAUGCAGCAAAGAUAGGAAAAUGGGAAGUCAGGUCACAGGGAGUGUUGUGCAGGGAGGGUUUUGUGUGGGAAGGUUACUUAGCAGUAAGCGUGCAAGAGCCUUUCAUUUCAGAAAGGCUUGUUUGGAUAGGACUGAGUACAUUUUAAUCCUUUCAGGGUCCAGAGGCCAAAUUUCAAAGUGUGCACCAGUGUCCAAGAAUUUUCAAAAAAUAAUUUGUUAUUUUUUCUUAUGAAAUGGUAGAGAAUCUUUUUCUGAAGGUAAUAAAACAAAAAGUACCAAAUUUCGUGGAAAACUGACGAAAUUAUGCUCUCGCGAAUUUUGAUGUGUCAGCGAUAUUUACGCAUCAGCGAUUUUGCUGACUUUGACUCCCAUUUUAGGCCAAUUACAUUAUUCCACUCGACCAAAUUCUUGGUUAUUUCAGUAGUAUUACUUCUAUACUAUCGACUGAGCUCAAGAAAUCGCCAAAUCAACUGUUUCAACUACAAAAUAAUGUGAUUGGAAAUUGAUAAUUUGGCCAAUUUAGUGCAAAGUUCAAAAUACAUAUUCCAAUUUCAAAAUAGGGUCCAGAAUAAACAAUGCAAUCAUUCUUGGCACUAAACUAACAUUUCCUCUAUUCAUUAGUUAUGUUUUCAGGCAUUACAAAUUAAUUCCA
Molecule: messenger RNA, 2844 nt
Organism: Cherax quadricarinatus
Lineage: Eukaryota; Metazoa; Arthropoda; Malacostraca; Decapoda; Parastacidae
Source: RefSeq, a predicted model, not a curated record